CGACAGUGUGGGUGUCAAAAAAACAAAGUGAGGAAGCAGCUCAAGUCCUCUGCAGACAGCCAACUGACAGGAAGGAAGGGACUACACUGCGGCUUGACUAAAACUUUUUGCCACUUUUGCCUUCGAUUCCUCUUUAAAAAGUUACAGCACCUUUCGUUUUGAGCCUUCAUGGAAACACGCUACAUUCUGGUAAAAAGGGGGAACUAGAGCUUAGCACUCCCCCCCCUUCCUCCCUGUCUACAGCAAACAAUAUCCUCUUUUGGACCCAACCUGCCCCCGUUUUUGUGUUAUCUCUUUGGUUUUAGUGUGGCACACACACAGCAGGGAUGAUUGUCUGGGCAGAUGGUGCUCAGUGUGUGAACUAGGAGCUGAGACGAGACAGAGAGGGACAGAGUCUUCGUCCAUCAUGGGAUGCUGCAGUGUGACCCAGAGGCAUACUGGAGGAAUAGACGAGGUGGGCCCAGAUGAGAUUGAGCUCCUGGAACUCUCUGGAGACAAUUUAGGGGUGUGGAGUCUGGGAGAGACACGGCUUCAGCUGUCAGUAAGGAACGGCAGAGAUGAGCAGCAUCUACCACCACUUCCUCCACCACCGCCGCCACCACGGCGCUAUCCCUCAAUGCGACACCUAGAGCAAGAGGUGGUGCUGUGGGGCAGGAGCAAAGAUGAGCUGCACCACAGGAUUUACUCCCAGCAGCCAAUUAGAGACUGGGAGGGCCAGCAUCCACACAUGUAUGGAGAGAUCAUCCACUCAUCCCUGGUGUCUCUUUACAACAGCUACACACAGGAAACCAGUGAGCACUUCCUGGUCUUGUUCUCUUUCCACCUGCUGAUCCUGUCUCUGGACCACUCUAGACAAGACUUCAUUUAUGAGGGCAUCCUCCCCCUCUCUGGACUUUCCUUGCAGCUGGUCUCUCUGGACUCGGACAAGUCAAACUCACCUCACAUGUUUGAGAUCAGCGGCCCGAUGGUGGACUCCAAGGUGUUUAUAUGUGCCAGUUCUGCAGAUGUACAGAAAUGGAUUCAACACAUAGAAGACAGAAAGUACAAGUCAAUGACUCAACCCAUGAGUCCCUCCCACUGUGCACUCUCAUAUCUGCUACCCUGUGAUGAGCACUGGAAAAGAGAAGAACUGAAAAAAUACUUACAACAGGCUCCAAUAUGGCAGUGGGAAGGCACACCGAUACAGCACAUGGGUCAGCCUGGAUGUAUAUCUUUGGUCCAUAUCAUCAACACACAGAGACAGGGACUUCAGGAAAGACUGAUGGUUCUCUUCCCUCAAGAAGUGCUGCUGCUGUCAGUGGACAACAAGCGUCUGAAUAUAAGAUAUGAGGGCCGGUUAUCUAGACACAGUAUAAAAGCCGUGGAGAGGUCAGCGCUGCCUGGAAGACUGGAGUUUGAGCUCAUAGGAGAGCUGGUGGAGCCUCUGCUCGUGUCUUGUACCUGUCAGGAAGAUUAUUGGAACUGGAUCUUUCAGUUACAGCAGCCGGACAGAAGCAGCCACGGCACUGUGAGUCCUCCUGCACCUCCCAUCAAACCAAAACUACAGAGGAGCAGGACGGAGUCGCACGAGCCGAUCUUAUCAGACCAUUGUCACAUCAACGGAUGCAGCUGACUCCUCGGAUUCAACGACACUUCAAAAAUUCCUUGUAAAUAAUGACAUGAAAGUGUAGAUAGUAUGUAAAUAUGACUUUUUGACUCAUUUUUAGUAGUGAUGAUUUUGCUAUGCUUUAGUUCUGGACCGGACCUCAGGUGACCGAAUGUUUGCUGUGGCGGCCAUGGAGUUGUAUGGCCAUUUUAGAUAACAGAUAUAAAUAAAGUAUUUGGAAAACA
Cheilinus undulatus (humphead wrasse) is the source of this 1830-nucleotide messenger RNA. RefSeq lists its product as uncharacterized. The record is from RefSeq and is a predicted model, not a curated record. NCBI's taxonomy places the organism in Eukaryota, Metazoa, Chordata, Actinopteri, Labriformes, Labridae. Gene Ontology annotation, biological process: 3'-UTR-mediated mRNA destabilization; response to hypoxia; positive regulation of apoptotic process. Gene Ontology annotation, cellular component: cytoskeleton; mitochondrial membrane. The coding region runs from base 407 to 1612 and encodes 401 amino acids. The transcript has 11 exons. Gene Ontology annotation, molecular function: phosphatidic acid binding; phosphatidylserine binding; cardiolipin binding.